This is a messenger RNA of Guillardia theta CCMP2712, 675 nucleotides long. RefSeq lists its product as hypothetical. The transcript has 3 exons. NCBI's taxonomy places the organism in Eukaryota, Cryptophyceae, Pyrenomonadales, Geminigeraceae. Bases 1 to 675 code for a protein of 224 amino acids. Gene Ontology annotation, molecular function: metal ion binding. The record is from RefSeq and is a predicted model, not a curated record.
AUGGCACAUGCGGGGACCAUGGGGCCGCAUGUGCAGAGUGGGGCAUGCGCGCAGGAGGCGACAUGCGAAGGCGAGGAUGGAGCUCCAGGAAUCAGCAGUGGGGGAGAGAAACGCUCUGAGGAGGAGGAGGAGGAGAGCGAGUGGAUAACAGGGCAGGUUCUCCGCAGGAGGAAGAUGCGUCGAAACUUGCUGUUGGUGUACAUGAAGAUCGAGGGAGAGGGCGAGGGAGGGCUGGUGUUGCUGGUGAUGUCUGUGGAGACAUCGUCCAGCGAGGUCUUCGAGGAGUUCAGAGCGAACGUGCGGCCAGGCGAUCGCAUACGAGUGACGGGGAAGGUGCAAGAGCCGGGGGUCGAUGCCGUCGCAUGUCAGUUCGAGGUCUUUUGCAGGGACUUUGCGAUAGAGGAGAAGUGGGAGACGGAGAAGAGGGGCUGCUUCCAAGACAGGACAGCAGCACUCGUAUCUGGUCCGAGCAUGCAGGAGGAGAUGAGCGUUGAUCAAGAUGCUCCUCUCUGCAAGGCGUGGAUCAACACAGGACAGUGCUUGAAGGGGGCAGCGUGCAGGUACCGACACGACACUGGGGGGGAGACGAUCGGCAAGGCGCGAGCGAUGUGGGUGGCGGAGAGGAGGAGGCAGAGGCUGGUCUGUAGUCUUCUGUCAGGAGCUGAGGACGCCUGA